Molecule: messenger RNA, 3706 nt
Organism: Odontomachus brunneus
Lineage: Eukaryota; Metazoa; Arthropoda; Insecta; Hymenoptera; Formicidae
Gene: Mcm10
Product: protein MCM10 homolog
Exons: 2
Coding region: 507-2717 (736 amino acids)
Biological process (GO): DNA replication initiation; DNA replication
Cellular component (GO): replication fork protection complex; nucleus
Molecular function (GO): DNA replication origin binding; single-stranded DNA binding
Source: RefSeq, a predicted model, not a curated record
GCGUCCAUUUUUCGAAACCGCGCGCAUUACAAAAUGCUCGAAGUACUUGAGAUAAUUCUAGUAUCGGCAAUAUUGAAAUUAAUCAUGUCGUUUUAUGAGAAAAAUAACCUCAAUCAGAAAAAAAUAUAUUCUGAUGGAGUUAUGAUUCGUAUAUAAACAUUUGGUAUUUUUACACCACAAAGAAUAUUCACAAACUAGAUGACAAUACAUCGUGAACUUAUGUGAAAGUAAAGUGUAAAAAGUGCAAUGGAGAUGACAAAUCGACGAUUCUCCUUCUCUCUUAUCUGCUGGAAAUUGGCGGGUAAAUGCCAGCAUAACCUAUCAUGUAAAUAGUUGUUGAUAUAAUAUAUUGUCUGUGAAAAGUAUCGAAUAAUGUAUGACAUUAUCUGUGAUUCAGAAACGUUUAUGUGUAAAUGAUUUUUAUGAUAUUAAUAAAUAUUUUUACCAAGCUGCGCUCGUAUUGUGACGUAUAAAAAUAAACGUUGAAUAAGGUUAAGCGUUUUACAAUGGAACACGAGGACAGCGAUACUGAUCUAGAUAUUUUAAAUAAUCUUAUGUCAAAUGAUAUCGAGGAGAUUGAACAGCCUGAACAACCUGAGCAGUCUGAACAGCCAAAACUAUCUGAAACAAAGAGAACUUUGACAGAAUUGCAAUUUAGUUUUUUAGAUUCUGCACCUAGUAAUACAGACAAUGAAGAUAAACCAACUAAUGAGAAGGUCAUCAGUGAAAUUUAUGACGACAAGCUGGAUUCUUCAGAUGAUGAGGAUAAACGUUAUUUUGAGGAGCAAAAGUAUUCUAAUUAUGGACGUAAUAUAAAGCAGCUAUUGAAAGGACAUUCUGUGGCCAAACUUGAGCAGCCAAUAAAGCUAUCACAGAACAAUGAUAAGAUUUUUACGAAUAGUAACAACAAUAAGACUUUUAACUUUAACAAUGCUAUAAAAAGCAACAAAAAUGAUAUUUUAGUACCUAAAGACGUGUACAGUGAUCCUUUCUUUGGAAUAAGAAUCGUUAGCCCACUUGUAUCCUCAUCUGAAUUGAAAGAACGUAUGGAAGGCAAGAUAGCUGUUACAAUAUCCAGAGUAAAGAACCACAUCAUUUCGGAUAAUGUGCACAACGACUGGGUGAUCGCCGGGGUAUUAAUUAACAAAUCAGACACAAAGACCUCGCAGAAGGGUACAUCUUAUUGCAUCUGGAAGAUAAGCGACCUAUCUGACGAUCUGAAGACCGUGACCGUCUUCUUGUUCAGCAACGCAUACAAACAACUGUGGAAGACUAUCACCGGCAGCGUCAUAAGUAUCCUCAAUCCGAACGUGCUCGAGAGCAAGGAUAACGUCGAUCAGGCGACACUGUCGAUCGACAAUCCUCAGAAAAUGAUGAUUCUCGGCCGAUCUAAAGACAUGGGUAAAUGCAAAUCGGUGAAGAAGAAUGGCGAUGCGUGCACCGCGGUGGUGAAUAUCAGUCGAUGCGAGUACUGCAUCUACCACGUCAAGCAGGAAUACAAGAAAUGCUCACGACGUGCGGACCUGCUGUCGAGUAACAACGGUCACGGUUUCACUGGCGACGCGUUGAAACGCAUGAACAAGCAAAACAUGCGUCAACCUUACAACGGAAUGGCACCGUUCGUGCCGGUGUUUGCGAAACGUAAUGAGCAGUUGUACGAGAAAGACCGCGCGCGUCUGGAAAUGCUGGCUGGAGUAGCUUCAGGUAGCACUGCCAAGAAAGCAAAGGACGACCGUAAAUCUGAGGUCAACGCAGAUAUUAAGAAAAAGGGGAUAGCCGUCGAACUGACGAACAAGCAAUCCAAACUGGACCACGAGCGACUCAACAAAUUGAGAGGCUGGCAGGCACCGAAGCAGAUAAUGGUACAGUCAUCGACGAACGGGCCGGUUCUGUGCCCCAGUCCUUCUGUGCAACAGAAGGAAUGCAAUCCUACACCUACCAAAUCUAAAAUCAACUCAGUGGACAGGAAAAUCUCUCUAGCAUCUUUAUGUUCAAACCCGCGAUUGGGGAUGGGAUGUAAACAGGGUAUGAUAGAUUUUUCAGAACCGAUCACCAAGCAACAGAUCCGCAGCGCCAAGAUGAACGCGAUCAAGUGGGUGCAGGAUCACGGGAAGAUCACGGCGAAGGAUCCGAAUCAGGUUCGCGCGAGUUCGCAGGAGAAGCUCGAGAAGAGCGCGAAGCGUCAGCGGGAAGAUAACGAACGGGAGGAACGGAACACGAAGAGAACGAAGAUGAACGACAAAUUCAAGGAGUUAUUGGCGGUCAAGUCCUCGCACACGGACCUGAUCGAGAAAUCGUACGACGAGGAGAAGGAGAAGUACUUUGACAAGCUGGAGGCGAAGGAGCGAAUGGAGGAGAAAAUGAUGAACACCUUCAAGGUCAACUGCAAAGCCGUGACGUGUCUGACGUGCAAAUAUACGGCGUUCUCGGCGUCGGACAUGUGCAAAGAGAAGCGGCACUCGUUGCGCGUGGUCGACGCCGUUAAAAGGUUCUUCAAAUGCGCCGAUUGCGGCAACAGGACAGUCAGUUUGUACCGUAUGCCAUCGCACACCUGCGGUAAAUGCAACGGCUCUAGCUGGGCCAGGGCGGCGAUGAUGGACGAGAGGCGAACCGUUAUUGCCGCGGCGAGCCUCUCCAUACGCGGCGCCGAGGAACAGUUCAUAGGCUCGGCGGUGAAGAACGACAAUCUCAACCUCCUCGUUCCGGACGAGGAUUAGCGUAUCUGCUCACAAUGCAUCCGUUUCUCUUUAUUAGGAAUAUUUUUCCAUCGUGUCGGUGCUUUUUCUCGAACACCUUGAAGACAUGCAGACGCGCGAGAGACAAUGCAAAAAUUUAGAAAUUAGAGAUUCGAGAUUGACUGGGAUGCAAUCUGCGGUGCCUUUCUACUCCAUCGUACGCUCACGUGUGUGUCUGAUAUACAGGGGUUCUGACAACACAUAUAAAAUUCUCGUGUAUUUGUAGAUUAGCUCAAACUCAACAAAAAAUUCUCCAGCAUUUUAUAAACAACCGCAUAAGAUCUUGAGUUAUUGAUUAAAGAAGAUUGUAGUGAAUGAUAACACGCGACACCGUAAAUGAUCUAUGGUGACGUCUCUCAUCGUGUGCUUGACAGCAAGUCAAACUGAAUAGAAAAAUCCUUAUCAUUUUGCAAAUAACCACGUCGAUUUUUGGGUUAUUGAUUAAAGAAGAUUGGUGAACGAUCAUGCGUAAUUAUUCACAAAUCUUCUUUAAUUAAUAACUCAACAAUUUACACAGUUGUUUGCAGAAUAGUAAAGGACUUUUUCGAUUAAUUUGGCCUAAUCUAUACAUACACGAGAGUAUUAUAUGUUGUCAUCAGGUACACCGUACAUAGAGUAUUUGUGCAUAGAAUUUCUAAGAAUUCAAAUAGCGCUGGAAUGCGCCACAACAUCGACGCCAAAAUACGUCGCAUAGACUAUUAACAGAAUUAUUUUUAACACGAUUAUGUUAUGAUAUAGAAAUUCAAGGAUAACGGCGCAUCAUGAACUCAAAUACGUUGCGCAGUCAUUCGCGAGUCGAUACUCUGGAUCUAAUUAAUUAUAUAUUUAAUUAUCGUCAACUGAAAUUUUCUUUGAGAGAACUUUUCAUCGAUCGUGCAUAAGACUGUUACUUAACUCUUACGUAUCCUAUACAUGUUAAAAUCUAUAAACAAUCCUUUCAUUUAAUAUAUUUUUCUGUUUAUUGUCAGUAA